CGGUCUACAACUUCCUCCAGUGGAGCGCCAUUUUCGGCGUUGUUCCGGGACUACAGCAUGCUGUUAAACAGAUAAUAAGACCAGUAUAUAACGUUGCAAGACCUGUCUUUCAGUGUGCGCUCGAAAUGGGACGAAAGAAGAAGAAGCAGAUGAAGCCAUGGUGUUGGUACUGCAAUCGAGACUUUGAUGACGAAAAGAUCCUCAUCCAGCAUCAGAAGGCAAAGCAUUUUAAAUGCCAUAUUUGCCACAAGAAGUUGUACACAGGCCCAGGCUUGGCUAUUCAUUGCAUGCAGGUCCACAAGGAAACGAUUGACAGUGUACCAAAUGCAAUUCCUGGAAGAGUUGACAUUGAGCUGGAGAUCUACGGCAUGGAGGGGAUUCCAGAGAAAGACAUGCAGGAAAGGAGACGAACAUUGGAACAGAAAUCACAAGAGAGUCAAAAGAAGAAGGCAAACAAUCAAGAUGACUCCGAUGACGAUGAUGACGACGACGAUGAAGCAGGACCAUCAGUUCAGCCGGUUGCUGCCGUCCAGCCCCAGGCAGGCUAUGCUACUCCAAUGGCUCAGCUUGGGAUGCCUGUGGCUGGCGGAGGUGUGAUGCUCCAUGGAGGAUAUCCAGGAAUGCCUCCCAUGAUGCCUGGCGUUCCCAUGAUGCACGGCAUGCCCCCCAACAUUCAUGGAAUGCCACCCGGCAUGAUACAAAUGGGUGGAAUGAUGCCUCCCAUGAUGCCCGGUAUGCCCCACGGAAUGCCUCCUCACAUGGUCCAGAGGCCCGGGAUGCCCCACAUGGUCCAAGCUGCUGCAGCCGGACUGAUGCCCAGUGGACCGGCAGUACCAGUGGCCCAGCCCGCUGUCUCCAAACCCCUCUUCCCCAGUGCAGUGCAGGCCCAGCAGAGCACUUCAGGAGCCGCAGCUUCAAGCCCCCACAGUACCGCCGAGUCCUCCGACCCUCCCAAAGCAACAUUCCCCGCCUACACCCAGCCCUCUGCCUCUUCUUGCUCUUCCACUUCUGCUUCUUCUAACCCCUCUAGCAGCACUGUGGCCAAACCCCCGGCCACAGUCGCCACCAAACCCGCCACCCUCACCACCACGAGUGCAACUAGUAAGUUGAUCCAUCCUGAUGAGGAUAUCUCACUGGAGGAAUGCAGGGCUCAGUUGCCCCGUUACCAGCGACUCACACCCCGGCCGGCUCAGGCCCUUGUGGCUGCUCCCCCAGUGGUGGCAGUGGGCAGCAUAAUGCCCCAACAGCAAGGCAUGCCACCACAGCAGCCUGGCAUGAGGCAUCCCAUGCAUGGUCAGUACGGCGCUCCUCCUCAGGGCAUGCCGAGCUACAUGGCCGGAGGGAUGCCUCCAUACGGGCAGGCUCCUCCCAUGGUGCCCUCUUACCAGGGAGGCCCUCCCAUGGGCAUGAGGCCGCCCGUCAUGUCUCCGGCUGGGCGCUACUGAAGCAGCAAAGCAGCCACCACAUUAGGUUUGAGGUUAACACCUUUCUCUCAUCCUUUUUCAUCAAACCUAGCUGCAAGCAAAGAGCAGUAAGGCCCACGGUG
This is a messenger RNA of Pseudoliparis swirei, 1546 nucleotides long. It is a transcript of the gene znf207b, whose product is annotated as zinc finger protein 207, b. NCBI's taxonomy places the organism in Eukaryota, Metazoa, Chordata, Actinopteri, Perciformes, Liparidae. Bases 126 to 1445 code for a protein of 439 amino acids. The record is from RefSeq and is a predicted model, not a curated record. The transcript has 10 exons. Gene Ontology annotation, cellular component: nucleus.